AAAUAUUAUGAAGUCAAGUCAUCGUAGAAACUUGCAGUCAACCGAUUAGAUGAUUUUGAUCGAGUGGAUCUGCUUUGAAUCUGGUAAUGAAUUUUCCUAUUGUUUUUCCUGAUAAUUCCUCCCAAAUUAUGUUAAUCAUCAUUUUAAUAUUCCACUAGCUUUUCCCUUCUGCUGAGUUUUCAGCAGAGAAUCGGAACCGGAACCUGAAACCGAUUCCAGUGAGACCCAAGUAGUAUCUGUAUCUCCAUCAUCUUCUUCAUAUGGAACCACCUUCAUCAUCUUCCUCCCCCAACCCCCAAACAGUUCCUUCAUCCUCUAACUGGGAACAUGAUGUCUUCCUCAGUUUCAGGGGCGAGGACACUCGCAAUAGUUUUACAGACCAUUUAUACUAUGCUAUGAGCCAGAGAGGAAUCGACACAUUUAGAGAUACUGAAAAGCUUCGGAGGGGGAAAUCCAUUUCACCAGAACUUCUGAAAGCAAUCGAAGAGUCCAAGUUUGCGGUUACAGUUCUUUCAACCAACUAUGCUACUUCAACUUGGUGUCUGGAUGAACUUGCCCAUAUUCUCGAUUGCAGGAAAGUAAGGGGACUCGAAGUUCUUCCGGUUUUUUAUCAUGUAGAACCAUCUGAGAUAAGGAAGCAAACUGGAAACUACGGCAAGGCGUUUGCCAAGCAUGAGACAGAUUUCAAGGAAAAUAUGAGAAAGGUGGACAAGUGGAGGAAAGCUUUAGAAGAUAUAGCCAGUCUCUCCGGAUGGCAUGUGACACAGGAUAGGGGAGAAUCGGAAGUUAUACAGGAAAUAGCUAAACAGAUUUCAAUAUGUUUGAACAACACAUUAUCCAAUCCUGACAGAGAUUUGAUUGGAAUGGAUGUGCGUAUAGAAAAGUUGGAGUCUUACUUGGAUCUAAGGUCGGAUGACGUUCUUAGCAUAGGGAUUUGGGGGAUGGGGGGCAUUGGUAAGACAACUCUGGCAAAAGAAGUUUUCAAAAAGAUUCGUAACCAAUUUGAUAGGAGCGGCUUUCUUUCCAAUGUUAGAUUGCAUUCUGAAGAAAGAGCUCUAGUUGAGUUGCAAAAACUUCUGUGUGGAUCCUCUUUCGAGGACAACAACAUAAAUAUAGACACUGUUGGAGUAGGGAUCAGGUUGUUAAAGAAAAGACUACUUAAGAAAAAGGUGCUUAUUGUUCUAGAUGAUGUUGAUGAAUUAAAACAACUGAAAGAUUUAGCACCUGGAAGGCAGAAUGAACAGUACUCUUGGGGCCGAGGGAGUAGACUCAUAAUAACAACUAGGGAUAGGCGUCCAUUGAUAGAAUGUGAAGUACAUAAAAUAUAUGAGGCUGAAAAACUUAGUGAUGAGGAAGCUUCUCAGCUCAUAUGUCAACAAGCCUUCAAGAAAAACUAUCCACCAGCUGAGUUUGUAGAGUUGUCCAAGAGUUUUGUAAAAUAUGCCGGUGGCCUUCCUCUAGCUCAUAAAGUUAAGGCUUCACAAUUGUGGGGAAGGGAGGUAGAUGAAUGGUCAGAGGUAUUAGAUAGACUGGACGAAGAUCUGGAUAAAGACAUUUUUAGUGUGCUUGAAAUAAGUUUUGAUGGAUUACAGGAUACAGAUAAGAAAAUCUUUUUGGACAUCGCAUGUUUCUUCAAUGGUGAGGAUCAUGUUCGUGUACAAAAGAUAUUGAAAAGUUGUGGUUUUUCUCCUCGAAUAGGCAUAACUAACCUCAUUGACAAAUCUCUGAUCAAAAUUGAAAGUGAAAAACUGUGGAUGCAUGAAUUACUACGGUGUUUGGGUUGGCAUAUUGUUCGCAGAGAAUCAAAACCUUUUCCGGGCAAACGUAGCAGAUUGUGGCUUGAUGAUAAUGCACACAAGUACAAAGGCAGAAGGCCAUGGCACUUUGAGGAUGCUCGUAAUGUACUCGCGAGUAAUACCGGAACAUCUGCUGUUGAAGGUUUAUUCUUAAGCUUGGGUGAAAAAGAAGAAAUGCGUUUGACCAAUGACCCAUUCUUAACUAUGACCAAACUAAGAUUGCUGAAGAUUUAUAAUGUAAAUUUUCUGGGUGGGCACUUUACAUAUCUCUCUGACGAUUUACGUUGUCUGGAAUGGCACGAAUGUCCUCUAAAGUCUCUGCCAUCUGGUUUUACGCCCUAUCAGCUGGUUGAAUUCAAGAUGCCUAACAGCUGCAUUGAACGACUGUGGAAGAAAACGCCUUCUAUGAGAAUGCUGACACUCAUGGAUCUUUCCAACUGCCAAUAUCUAGUCACGACCCCUGACUUCGGUGAGGUCCCAAAUCUUGAGAGAUUGAUCCUUGAAGGUUGUAAAGAGUUAUCCGCGGUUCACCCAACAAUUAGGGAUCUCCAGCAUCUGAUUUUAUUGAAUUUGAAAGGCUGUGCAAGUCUAAAGAGCCUUCCCCCAUCAAUCAGCUUGAGAUCUCUUCAAACUUUUAUUCUUUCGGGAUGUUCAAAACUGGAAGAGUUUCCGGAGAUUGUGGGAAACAUGCAAACUUUGUCAGAACUUUAUUUAGAUGGCACCGCUAUAAGGGAGGUGCCUGUAUCAAUCCAGAUUUUAACAGGCCUUGUUUUGCUAAAUCUAUGUGGCUGCAAGAACCUUCCGAGUCUUCCAAGCGCUCUUUGUAGAAGUUUGACAUCACUGAAAUUUCUUUAUCUGUCAUGGUGCUCUAGUUUGGACAAACUGCCAGAAAACAUAGGCUCCUUGGAACACUUGGUGGAGCUUGAUGCAUGUCAUACUGCUAUAAGAAAAGUGCCCGAGUCCAUUUCACUACUCAAGAAUCUUAAACUACUGUGUUUCCAUGGCUGCUCUGGAUACACAGGUCUAGAGAUGCCAAACAAGUUCUCAGGUCUAAGAUCUUUGACAACACUAAACCUAGGUGGAUGUAAUCUCCCAGAAGGAGCAAUCCCCAGUGACAUUGGCAAUUUGUUCUCACUGCAGAGUCUGGAUUUAAGUGAAAACAACUUUUUCACCAUACCUGAAAGCAUCUCUCAACUUUCUGAGCUUACAGAAAUUUUUCUGUUUAGGUGUAGCAAACUACAAUCGUUGCCAAAAGAUCUUCCAUCAAGACUAAGAACUAUAAAUUUACGGGACUGUCCUAUGCUGACAGAUUCUUCAUAUAAUUCGAUGAGAUAUCCACCUCGAAAGGGUUUAAGUACUAUCAUAAGUUGUCGAAAACGGGAGGAGGAUGAGCAGUUGCCAAUAUUGCUACCUGAACUCCAUGAGGUGUCUCUUUCUCUGCAGUUGCCAAUGCUACCUGAACUCCAUGAGUUUCGUUUGGGAAAUCUGGAAAAACUCGAUCUUUCCUACUGCCAACACUUGAAGAAGAUCCCUGACUUGAAUGGGGUUCCAAACCUUAAGAAAUUGAUCCUUGAAGGUUGUGAAAAAUUAUCAGAGGUUCACCCAACAUUUGGGAGUCUCCAACAUCUGAUUUUUUUGAAUAUGAAAGGAUGUGUAGAUCUAAAGAGCCUUCCCCGCUUCAUCUGCAUGAAAUAUCUUGAAAUUUGUAUUCUUUCAGGAUGUUCAAAGCUUAAAGAGUUUCCGGAGAUUAAUGGAGAUAUGGAUAAAUUGUCACUACUGCAUUUAGAUGGGACGGCUUUAGAGAAUCUGCUGAUACCAAUGCAGCAUUUGAAAUGCCCUAUUGUGAUAAAUCUAAGAGGUUGCAAGAACCUAUUGACUAUUCCAAUCCUUUUGAGUCUGAAAGCUCUCAAUCUGUCAGGUUGCUCUCGUAUAUCCAGAUUUCCAAAUAACUUGGGAAGCAUGGCACAUUUGGAGGAGCUUGAUGCCUCUGAAACUGCUAUAACACGAGUACCCCAGUCCAUUUCAUUUAUGGAGAAGCUUAAAGUGUUGUCUUUCUGUGGAUGUAAAGGUUUGCAGUUGCCUAACCGGUUCUCACAAUUAAGCUUUUUGACAUCAUUAAAUCUACAGAGGUGUGGUAUAGCAGAAAUAACAGUCCUUGCUAGCCUCUGUGGCUUAUCCUCACUGCAAAAGUUGGAUUUGAGUGGAAACAAAUUUGUGAGUAUACCUAGUGAAAUUAGUCGCUUAUCCUCUUUGAAGCGAUUGAAUUUGAGUAGGAAUGACUUGGUGAGUAUACCAGAUGCAAUUGGUGGCUUAUCCUCUUUGCAACGAUUGAAUUUGAGUACGAACGACUUGGUGAGUAUACCAGAUGCAAUUGAUCGACUUUCCUCUUUGCAGCAAUUGGAUUUGAGUACGAACGACUUAGUGAGUAUACCAGAUGCAAUUGGUGGCUUAUCCUCUUUGCAGCUAUUGAGUUUGAGUACGAACGACUUGGUGAGCAUACCAGAUGCAAUUGGUGGCUUAUCCUCUUUGCAGCGAUUGAAUUUGAGUACGAACGACUUGGUGAGUAUACCAGAUGCAAUUGGUCGACUUUCCUCUUUGCAGCGAUUGGAUUUGAGUAUGAAUGACUUGGUGAGUAUACCAGAUGCAACUGGUGGCUUAUCCUCUUUGCAGCGAUUGGAUUUGAGUAUGAACGACUUGGUGAGUAUACCAGAUGCAACUGGUGGCUUAUCCUCUUUGCAGCGAUUGGAUUUGAGUAUGAACGACUUGGUGAGUAUACCAGAUGCAAUUGGUGGCUUAUCCUCUUUGCAGCGAUUGGAUUUGAGUACGAACGACUUGGUGAGUAUACCAGAUGCAAUUGGUCGACUUUCCUCUUUGCAGCGAUUGGAUUUGAGUACGAACGACUUGGUGAGUAUACCAAAUGCAAUUGGUCGACUUUCCUCUUUGCAGCGAUUGGAUUUGAGUAUGAACGACUUGGUGAGUAUACCAGAUGCAAUUGGUGGCUUAUCCUGUUUGCAGCGAUUGGAUUUGAGUGCGAACGACUUGGUGAGUAUACCAGAUGCAAUUGGUCGACUCUCCUCGUUGGAGCGAUUGGAUUUGAGUAGGAACAAGCUGGUGAGCAUACCAGAUGCAAUCGGUCUCUUAACAUCCUUGAAGCAUUUAGAUUGGAGUGAAAACAACUCUGUGAGUAACUGAGUAUACCUAAGAUCAUCUCUUGGCUUACCUCUGAUACAACAACUGGUAAUCGGAGUUUUGGAGUGAAAAUGGUUGAAUUUGGAGUAAUUUUGAUGAGCAUUUCCAGAAAAAAAAUAAAAUGAAGUCAACGUCAACAUUCAGUGAAAAGUACAAUUUGCGGAGCUAGAGAGAAGGAAAUCAAGGACGGAAAGAGGCAAUGAGGAUCAUCUAAGGCAAGCUUAUACUUGCCUAGUCUGAUCCAGUUAUAGGGUUCUUCACUAUUAUUCUCUUCUCUCAUGUUAUUUAAUGUUCAUGUUAUGGAUGUUUCUAUGUUGAUGGGUAGUGUGAGUAGUUCUGUAUUUGAGGGCUAGGAUUGAUGGGUAGUGUGAGUAGUUCUGUAUUUGAGGUCUAGGAUUCAUACCUAUGUAUCCCAAUAAUAAUGAUCUAGACCUAAUUUUGAUGAUUGAUGAAUGAAAUUUUCUCAUUAAGUA
Messenger RNA from Rosa rugosa (rugosa rose), 5458 nucleotides. Its product is annotated as TMV resistance protein N-like. The record is from RefSeq and is a predicted model, not a curated record. Gene Ontology annotation, molecular function: ADP binding; protein binding. Bases 261 to 4988 code for a protein of 1575 amino acids. The transcript is spliced from 6 exons. NCBI's taxonomy places the organism in Eukaryota, Viridiplantae, Streptophyta, Magnoliopsida, Rosales, Rosaceae. Gene Ontology annotation, biological process: signal transduction; defense response.